AGUCAGCUUUCGUCGGUCAAUGCAACAAGUCGCGGCAACAUUUCACUCAGGCAUAAGUGGCACUAUUAACCAUGGCAAAAAAUCCGCUCGUCGCAGUGAAAAGUUAGAAGGUCAGCGGAGAAAAGUAUCGGUGGCCAGAAUAUCAACGUUCAAAACGGCUGUUAGACCUGAGUUCACACUAAUACAGUGGUAUAUUUCAAGCAAUGCGUUGUCACGAUUUUGUUGACUUAUUUAUUUUGCACUCAACUGUUGAUUGGCGUUGCUAUUGAGUACUUUUAUCUAUACAAACAAGUACUUUGAUGCUUCCACAUUUAUGUGUUUGUUUGUGUUGUAUAAGGUUGCUAAUGUGUGCAUAUAGCAUGGGUUCAUUCAACUGCAACGAGUUAGCAUGUUAUCUUAGCGCUAAUAAAACAUUUCACCAACAACAACCGCAGUGAUUAAUUAUUUUUGUACGUAAAAGUAAUUUUCUUCGAAUUUCUUUGUGUGAUUUUCAGUGCUAUAUGGCACAAAUGCAUCGGCAUAUGAGAGUCAGCCUAGACGCUCAUAUGGUGUCUAAAUUUGUGCAAUAAAAAGGCCGCCGUAAAGCAGGCUCAGCGAAUUGGCGCAAUCAUCAUCGCAACACAGCCGUUGGCGCAAAUUAUGACAAAACCUAUAGAGACACACAAACAAACAUACAUUUCAAACAGCUACCAGAAAAGUGGCAAACAUUUAAGCGCACACAAACACACACAUGCGAGUAUGACGUAGAUGCAUGUGAGUAAGCGUUUCGCAAAGUAACGAAAAUCAAGCGUGUUAGUGACAACAACAACAAUACUAAGCAGCUCGAGAGUCACCAGCGCAGAAGUCGCGUUUUAGAGUGCAAUCGUUGCAAACAAGACAACAACAACAACAGCAUCAACCACAAAAUAAUAACCACUAACGGCAUAACAACAAACACGUUCCCCACAAAGCCAAAACCCAGAAACUAGGAUGGAUUCGACAACAGAUACCGGCUGCAGCGACUCGUACAACAGUUACGGUAAAUCACACUCCAGCGACACUUCGCUCAGCUACGCCAGCGACAUAAAUGCGAUCAGUGUGGAUUUGGGCGAUGGCGAUAAUAUCUCAUGCAGUGGCCUAAAGUAUCUGCCAACUUGGCCGGCGAUUAAUUUGCAAUUUCGGGACUUAAGCUACGAGGUCUACGAUGUACACACGAAGGCACGGAAACCGCUGCUGCGUGGCAUUAACGGACAGUUUCGUGCGCACGAGCUUACAGCCAUACUGGGCCCGUCGGGCGCGGGGAAAACGACGCUACUCAACCUACUGGCCGGCUAUGGCGCAAGGAAAACAUCCGGUGAAAUUUGCGUCAAUCACAGCCCGCGCGAUAUGAGAGUUUUUCGCAAAAUGUCACGCUACAUCAUGCAAAACGAUGUGCUGGAUCCACAUUUCACGGUGCUGGAGGCGAUGCUGCUGGCCGCGCACCUAAAGCUGGGCAAUGACUUGAGCCACGCGCAGAAGUUGGAAGUGAUCGAUGAGAUACUCCGCAUGUUGGGUUUGAAGAAAGUGCAAAACACCACCACACUGCGUCUCUCCGGCGGCGAAAAGAAGCGCUUGUGCAUCGCACUGGAGCUGGUGAAUAAUCCGCCGGUGAUAUUUCUCGACGAGCCUACCACCGGUCUCGAUGAUAUCUCAAGUUCGCAGUGCAUAUCUCUGCUGCGCGGUAUUGCGCAUCGCACGGGGCGCACCGUUAUUUGUUCAGUCCACACGCCAUCCGCUAAAGUCUUCGACAUGUUCGAUAAGGUCUACAUCUUAGCUAAGGGACAGUGUAUUUAUCAGGGUUCGGGUGCCAACAUCGUGCCUUAUAUGAAGCAUAUUGGUCUCACAUGUCCGCGUACUUAUAACCCGGCCGACUUUAUCAUUGAGGUUGCCUGCGAAGAAUAUGGUACCAACUAUCAUGAGCCAAUGGUCGAUGCUGUUGAAAAUGGUAAAGUCUAUCGCUGGACGCCACAUCGAGAACGCAGGCAAGUUAAGUCGGACGCAACGAACAAAUCAGACACAACAUCCGGUGCCUCGUCCUUCGAUGAGUUGGAGCAGUUCGAGGAGGAAAUCAAUCCGAAAUUGUUGAAGCAGAAAGCAUCGUGGUGGAUGCAAUAUAAACUGCUGCUGACGCGAAUGAUGGUGCAGAUGUGGCGCGAUAAGUCCUAUAUAAAGCUGCGAUUCUAUAUGAACAUCGUUCUGGCGUUGAUUAUUGGCAGCAUCUACAGAGGUGUGGGCGAUGAUGCCUCGAAGGCAUUCUUUAAUUUCGGUUUCGCUUUCACGAUAAUUAUUGCGUACUUAUAUCUGCCAAUGAUGCCAGUAUUAUUACAAUUUCCGACCGAGAUGAAGUUUCUAAAGCGCGAGUACUUCAAUCAGUGGUAUCACCUGAGUUCAUAUUACGCCGCAAUGAUUUCCUCCAAAUUGCCUUUUAUGUUCGUGCUGGCCGUCAUCUACCUUAUUAUGGUCUAUGUUAUGUCCAGUCAGCCCUUGGAGCUUUUCCGUUUUUGCAUGCUCUUUCUGAUAGCCUUUUUAACCGCUAUGACGUCGGAAAGUUUGGGUAUCUUAAUAUCGUCACACCUUAGUCUGGUGAAUGCCAUGUUCAUGGGCCCUGUUGUCGCUGUACCGCUUAUACUGCUCUCCUGUUAUGGCAUCGGCUAUGGCAAGUCGGUAUAUAUACACCCUGUAAUGCGCUACUUAAUGCAACUCAGUUACUUGCGUCACGGUAUGGAGGGUCUCGUCGCCGCUCUUUAUGGUUACGAUCGUGAGGAUCUACAUUGUCCGGAAACGGAAGUGUUCUGUAUGUUUAAGAAGUCGAAAUUCUUGCUUAUGAUUCUCGGUUUCGAAAAUUUGAACUAUGUCUUUUCGGUUGCUUGCCUCGUGCUGUUCUAUAUAAUAUUCACACUUGCUGCCUACUUUAUGAUUCGACAACGCCUCUCUCUCCGAACCUCAAACAAUGUGAUCGUGCAAUAUGCAAAGCAACUCCUGGUGAAGCAUCUCAAUUUCUCUUCAUACAAUUACUAG
This is a messenger RNA of Bactrocera latifrons, 3036 nucleotides long. RefSeq names its product ATP-binding cassette sub-family G member 1. Lineage: Eukaryota; Metazoa; Arthropoda; Insecta; Diptera; Tephritidae. The coding region runs from base 970 to 3036 and encodes 688 amino acids. The transcript has 10 exons. Gene Ontology annotation, molecular function: ATP hydrolysis activity; ABC-type transporter activity; ATP binding. The record is from RefSeq and is a predicted model, not a curated record. Gene Ontology annotation, cellular component: plasma membrane.